This is a messenger RNA of Ricinus communis (castor bean), 1659 nucleotides long. RefSeq names its product RPM1-interacting protein 4. The transcript has 4 exons. Bases 598 to 1386 code for a protein of 262 amino acids. Lineage: Eukaryota; Viridiplantae; Streptophyta; Magnoliopsida; Malpighiales; Euphorbiaceae. The record is from RefSeq and is a predicted model, not a curated record.
AGUUAUUAUACUAUACAGUAGAAAAAUGGUGUGGAAGCAAUGGAAACAUCCUGCCAGCUGCUAAGGUUAAGAAGAUGAAACAUGACAAAGAAGAAAGAAUAAAAAUUGAGACUUUUUUUAGGGGUGCAAGUAUUAUUUACACAGAGAGAGAAUGGUCAAAGAUUACCGGUGGCUCCUGUCAAUGGUUGAUAAACCCCUUCUUCUCUUUAAUCUCUCUAUUAUUAAAACGUAUAAACACGCUCUUCUUUCUCUGUCUAAGACUAAAAGUCUCCCUAUAGACUCUUUCUUUCCCUACUCGCUUUCUCUCUCUACAAUUCUCUCUCUCUCCGUGUGGUAAGAAGAGAAUAGUCUGCCUUUCUUUCUUGCUUUCUAUAUUUCUUUGGUGGGUUUGUUUUGUUUUGUUGGAGCUGCUUUUGAGGGUUUUCUUGUCAGAAGAAAAGUUGAAUUUUGGUUUAAAGACUGUUUCUUUUGCUUUCUGAGUUUUGUUUCCUUGGAGCUUUUGAGGUUUUUUCUUGUCAGAGUAAAUCUUAAAUUUUGGUCCAAAGCUUUCUCUCUUUGCUUUCUGGCUUUUGUUCCUAACUUGGCGGAGAGGGGAAAAUGGCACAACGUUCACAUGUGCCAAAGUUUGGCAAUUGGGAAAGUGAUGAGAAUGUUCCUUAUACAGCUUAUUUUGAUAAGGCUCGAAAGGGUAGAGGUGGGAAGAUGAUAAAUCCAAAUGAUCCUCAAGAGAAUUUGGAUUCAGUCUCUGAUUAUUCAGACCCAGCUCAAGGUCCUCCUGAGGGCAGAGUUGUAUCAGAGGAACCUACUGGGCAGGGAGCUGUUAGACGUGCACAUGAGCGUCAAAGUAGCAGGGAAGAUGGUGAUCUCAGACAGUUUACUGACUCUCCAGUGCGCCAUGACAAUAUUAAUCGGAGAGAUUCGGCUCCUCAGCGUUACGGAGGCCGCGGAGUAAGUUAUGGUGAAAGCCACAAACGACCUGGAAGACAAAGUGCACAAAGCAUUGGGUCUGAUAAUAGCCUGGAGCAGUCCCCACUCCAUCAUAAGGCUAAAAUUUCCGGGAGAGGUAGUGGGGCUCCAUCUCCUGCUUGGGAAGGAAAAGGCUCAUAUGAGAGCAGCCACGGUACUCCUGGAAGAUCUCGUUUGAAACCAAAAGGCGAUGAAAGUCCAGAUAAGGGUGCUGCUGUUCCGAAAUUUGGCGAGUGGGAUGAGAAUAACCCUGCAUCAGCUGAUGGCUACACUCACAUUUUCAACAAAGUGAGGGAGGAAAGGCAAAUUGGGGCAGGGAAAGUACCUGGCAUGCCUUCCGAGUCACCUUAUAGAACUAGUCGUAAGCCAACCUCCAGCAACAGCUCUAAGAGCUGCUGCUUUCCAUGGGGCAGAAAAUGAUAUCUUUGAAUUUGUCGAUAAUUAUGAGUGUGGAACUUGUAAAUACUUUGAAGGCUAUCUUCGUGCGGAGUUACUCAUUUGACUACAUUCUCUCUUUUUAUUUGUGUGGCUUUGUUUAGUGUUCUGUUAAAAAGUGCAGUCUUAUCUUUAUUGCUUUCACUUUUAGAUUGUUCUGCAGUAUGCUAUUUAUCUUUCAAAUUAUAUUUGGCUGGAAGAACCAGAUACAAAUUCUUUUGUUCUAAAUUCUAAUCUAGACAUUAUAAUUUUCCUUUU